AUGAAUGGAUUCGGUGAAGAAGCACAAGAUGUGUGGAAUUCAUCCUUCUAUUCUUCAAAUUCGAUUGAUACUGUUGAACAUGCUAAGAAUUUUAGAAAUUCUUUAAUUUUAGAAGAACUUCCAAAUGAUAUCAACGAACUCAUUAGAGAUGACGAUGAUAGUAUACAAGAAAUUUCACAAAAUGAUGCUAUAGUUGAAGAUGAGAAUAAUGAAACAAUGACAAUUAAUAUGACAACCUCACCAUCUUUAAGUGCUUUAGCUGGUAUAUUAAAUGAAAAAUCUAAACAAGCUGAUAGGAGGAUGAGAUCAAGUAUGAUUGUUAGCAAUUCUAUUGAAGAAGCCCUUAACGAAGAAGCUGAAGAGGAUGAAAACACAGUGAAUGUUUUAUCAAAGGAGCCAACUUCAAUUAAAAUAAACUCUGGAAUUCAAGAAUCUCAGCAAACAAAAGAACAAUUAGCAGUUAUUGGUAAACCUGUGAUAUUCAAUAAACAUAUCUUAAACACACAGGCAUCAGACUCUCCUAAUUUAAUAGAUAUUUAUGAUUCAAAUAAGAAAUUUCCAUUAAGUACAUAUAGUGUUUCAUCAGUGACAGAGCAGCCAGAUUUUUUAAGUUCACCAAAUCCUGCUAUUCAGAAUAAAAAUCAAUCCAUAAUUGGAUCUAUGAACUUAAUGAACACAGGAAAACUUAUAGAAAGGGAAAAAAUCAAUGAAGUUCCAAGUUCUGAAGUUGAACAUUCUGAAUUUUCUCAAAGCAGUAUGGAUGAUAAGCUUGCCAAAAAAAAUGUAAUCGCAACGAGUAAUUCAAGACAGCCCCAGGAUCCAGAACAACCAAAUAAGAGACAAAUGGACCAACAGAUGAAGCAAAAUCAAGAACCCAAACCUGAGUUACAGCAACAAAAAUCAAAACCACGCUCAAUUUCAACUCAAAGCAUUUCCUCAGAGAGGUCGAUGAGAAGUCAGGGAACCCAGAGCUCUAAAAGAAAGAGCAUUUUCUCAUUUUUGAAGAGAAAAACUAGUAGACAAGAUCAGGAUGUUAACGAUGGAUUGCCAACUUCAACCACUUUUUCAGUAGGUUCUACAAAGUCAAGAAUGGAACCGACGUUACUGACAACUAAAUCACAGAGUAGUAGUAGCAUCUUUAGUAGUUUCAGAAAGAAUAAAGAUCCAAAACCUACUCAAAGAGUAAUAUUGAAUAAAAAGGAUAGUAGUUCCAUCAAUACAGAUAACUCUGUUCGAUUAAAAGAGAGCAAUAAAAUAUCACAAAGGAAGCCUACCCCUCUAGGACUUGAAAGAAGAAUCAUAGAGAAUCCUGUGGAUAGUCAUGUUGAAGGGAAGAAGGAGAUUCAUACAAUUGUGACAUCAGAUGAAGAUAGUGUGGAAGAAGGCUAUUCUAGUGAGGAGAAUGAUUCAUUAGAAGAGAAAGAGAAGAUAUAUCAAAACAAUUUAAAUACAGGUGUUUCACUAUUUCCUAAAUCUCUGGAUUCGCAUGAGGUAGAGUCUAUUGUAUCACUAGAACGUAAUCGUUCAAUUAAAUCAAAUAGUAAAAAAUCACAUACCCAUAGGAGAUCAUUGAGUGAAGCAUUAUCCAUCAACGCUCAAAACGAGGGUAUGUUCAUUAGCGACGCCACAUCAGUUGUUCUAUCAACACCAGAUUUAACGAAAUCACCAGCAAGCAGUAUUUUACGUAAUGGAAGAUUCUCAACAGGCGAUGCAUCUCCAAAUCUCCUCAAUUUUGAUGACGAUUUUAGUGAGAAUGGGAUGACAUCAGGUAGUUCACAAUUAAUUAAUCCAAUAGAGAGCAAUUUUUCAUUAGGAUCUAUUCAAGAGCAUUUGGAUAGUUUAACAAUCGACUCAGAUAAUGAACGCAUUGAUUAUGAAAGUCAGAAGGAGGUCAAAUUAGGAGAGCCGAUUGCAGAUGAUGAGCUAAUGUCUGAUAUAAUGGAGUUUGCUAAUAUUAUCGAUUUUGGUGAAAAUAUUAAUUUUGAUUUGGAUCUAGAUGUAGAAAAUAAAGAACCAAUUGGUAAUAAUGUCGUAGAGGACAUUGAAGUAGUAGAAAAUGCUGAGAAAAAUCAACCUGUUAUAACGAUUGAAGAUAAUGGUGAAAUAAUAGACGAAUCGUUAAAAACCAGCACAAUUGGAAAGAGCCAAUUAGAUAAUUAUCAAUAUAGUAGCACUGUCGAUAUUAGUGAUAGUGAAGAUGUCUUUGAAAACGAAGAUUUUAACAAUAUCACUUCUAAUGGGAAAGUAAAUGCAUAUCUACCAGAAGCUCAAAAUAAUAGACCAAUCUCAAUGUCGUUCAGAGGAUUAAACGCCCCAUCAUUUAACAUCCCAUCUUAUUCUGCUAUCGAAGGUAACAAAUCACCAACUAUUUCUGUAGUAACUCCAAUAACAGAUCAUUCCAAUAAACCAAGAUGUAGGUUGCAAUUUUCUUCAAAAAUUAUUUUAUAUGAGACCUACAGUGAAGAAGAGUACGACAGACACCCAGAUUUGGCAGCAUGCAAUCAAUUGACACCUCAACUGGCUCAAAUGAUCAAGAUUGAAUUAAAUGAAUUGAAAAGUGAAAUGGACGUUCAUGAAGAUUCAAGAUGCUAUACACAUUUUUAUUAA
Messenger RNA from Vanderwaltozyma polyspora DSM 70294, 2607 nucleotides. It is a transcript of the gene BNI4, whose product is annotated as Bni4p. The record is from RefSeq and is a predicted model, not a curated record. Bases 1 to 2607 code for a protein of 868 amino acids. Gene Ontology annotation, molecular function: actin binding. Gene Ontology annotation, biological process: actin cytoskeleton organization. The transcript has a single exon. Lineage: Eukaryota; Fungi; Ascomycota; Saccharomycetes; Saccharomycetales; Saccharomycetaceae.